CGUUCCAUACACAUUAAUAUUUACAAAAAAGACGUGUCAUUUUUUUUCAAGACGUUCAAGGAAGAGACAUAUGAAUAUGGAUUUUGGAAAAAACAUAUUUGUAGAUAUACAAGAGAAACCAAAUCCCAUCAGCAAUCAAAUCCUGGAGAAAAUUAACCUGUGUAGUCAUGACGAAAAGGCUGUUUCUAUAGGCGAUCUUGGUGAUAUAAUAACGAAACACAAAAAGUGGAAGGAAUGUUUCCCAAGAGUUGAACCGUUUUAUGCUGUAAAAUGUAAUGAUAUUUAUCCUGUAAUUAGACUGCUAGCAGAUAUGGGCCUAUCAUUUGACUGUGCAAGUAAGGCUGAGAUACAGAAGAUUUUAGACCUUGGAGUUGAUCCCUCUAGAAUUGUAUAUGCCAACACAUUUAAACAACUAUCAUUUAUCAAAUAUGCUGCUGAUAAUGGAGUCACUUUGAUGACAUUCGAUUCUGAGGAUGAACUAACAAAGAUCAAGAAAGAAUACCCCCAAGCAAACUUAUUGCUGAGAAUCAGUCCACAAUCGAACAACAAGGUAAUUUAUCAUCUGGGGAGAAAGUUUGGAUGUCACCCGUUGACAGCUUUGAAACUGCUACAAUUUGCUAAGAAAUUAGAAUUAAAUGUCAUCGGUAUAAGCUUUCAUGUUGGGAGUGGCUGUUUAGAAGCCGGUGCGUUUGAAGCCGCAAUAGAGCAGUCAAGACGUGUAUUUGAUUUAGGACUCUCUGUUGGAUUUAACAUGAACAUCCUUGACAUAGGUGGUGGAUUUCCUGGCCAGAAAAAUGUGCAGACAAAUAUUACUUUUGAAAAGAUAGCUACAGCUGUGAACCUCUCUCUGGAUAAAUAUUUUCCUGGAAAAAACGUUCGGAUUAUAGCUGAGCCCGGACGGUACUAUGUUGCUUCAGCGUUCACAAUUGCCACUAAUAUAAUAACGAAGAAAAUCGUUAUGAAUGAAGAAAAUGAGUUAACAAAAGGAGGUUUACAUGACCAUCCAACAGCACAGAAUGAAAACCUCAGAAUGUACUAUGUAAAUGAGGGUAUAUACGGUAGUUUUCUGACAUGUAUGACUGAUCCAGGGUGUUAUGUACCUUCACACUUUAAAGACAGUCAUGAAGAGGUAUUAUAUAACAGUAUUAUUUGGGGACCAACUUGUGCUGCAGUGGAUUUAGUUAUAGACAAAAUCAAACUACCCGACCUAUCUACUGGAGAUUGGAUAUACUUCAAAGAUAUGGGAGCAUACUCCUUUACUACAGCAACCAAUUUUAACAGUAUGCCAAGAGUCGAGGAGUACUUCACAUGUGAAAAGAAAUUAUGGGAACAAGUAUAUCAACUUUAACUGCAGUCUUGUUAUCUGGUUAUAGCAUAGCACAAAAUGAAUAUAAAAUGACUUCAUAUAUAUCCUACUGUAACAUUUAUUACUAGUUUAUUGUUAUUUAUAUCUCUUACUGUAUAUUAUUGCUUUGCAUCACGGUGCAAAGCUAGUUAACUCUACUAUAAUCAUGGCAUUUUGAAAUAAAAUUGAGAAUGGAAAUGGGGAAUGUGUAAAGUGACAAAAACCCGACCAAAGAGCAAAAAACCAUGCAACCAAUGGGUCUUCAACAGUGAGAAAAUCUUGCACCCGGAGGCAGCCUUCAGCUAUUACAUAACAAAUAUCCAUUCUCAUUGGUUGCCUCAUGACGUGGAAAAGAUUCCAUUGACAAAAUGAUUUAUUUAAUUGGAAACCUGUCCUGGAUAGAAGAUAUUUAAUACAGACAAACUUUGAGUUUGGAUAUUCGGUUUAAACGAUUGAUUGGUGUUAAACGCCACUUUCAACACUAUUGUGCUAUUUUGUGCAGUCAGUUUUUAUUUGUGAAGGAAGCUGGAGUGUCUGGAGAGAAUUACGGACCUUCGGUGUGAAAACUGACAAUCCUAGUCAAUUAAGAUUGGAGUCGAGUGCACCUGCCUUGUUGUAUAUUCGAACUCACAACCUCAGAGUUCACAGGCUAGUUAUACAGUAGUGGGACUACUUAGACUAAUUGACCACCUAGUUCCUCUCUCAUAAUAUUGAGUAUAUAAUCUAUAUCCAUUAUGAUUUGUGCAAAAAAAAAAUGCAGAAACAAUAAAAACCAUGUUUCAUAUAUAGCUCUUUAACCGUCUCAGUUCUAAUACAUCCUUUGCUAUCAAAUAUUUGGCUUUGAGCUUUGUGAAGGUAAAUCCAGAAAAGCGCUUCUGAUGCAUAAAAUUUAUAACGUGCUGGUGUUUUUUCUUGACGUAUUGUCUUAUUUGUUGAUUUUACUUUCCUGAACAUUUUUGCUUGACAAUUCUCUAUAUCUUUUAUAGUUUAUGCAAAAUAUGCAGACACAGAGAAAAGUCUCAUUACUGAAUGCAAUUUUGAUAAUUAAAAAGAAAUGUUGAUAUUAAAAUGGCAAUAUUUCAAGUCAAUGUACAGUAAAUGGGCUAUGUCAUAUAUUUUAUCUGUUUUAUAACCUGAUGUAUUGCACAACUAUGUAUUACUGAAUUAAUUAGUUCAAAAUAAAUGUAUAUUGAAUAGAGAACACAUAACUCAGUGAAAAAUACUGAAAUUUUUCUUACAAUAAUUAAAUUAAUUAAAAGUACUUUCCACCCAAACCCAUAUAUAUUUUAAUAUGAAAAUACUAGAAUCCAGUUAAAAAUGUCAUUUCUGUGUCAGAUAAUAGCUUAAUAAAUGUUGAUUCCAAAAAAUAUCGUUUCUAUACACUUUUGUUUGAAAUAAGGGAGAUAAUUUAUUACUUCCGGUUUGAAAAAAUGUCAUUUCCUGUAUCAUAUGAUAGGUUAUUUGACACUGAUCACAAAAAUAUAUGGUUCUACCCAAAAAAAUGUAUAUACUUUUACAUUAAAAAAGUACAAAAAACAGCUACUUCUAGUUUGUACAAGGUCAUGAAGGUCACUUACAGUUGACUCUUUCAAGGUCAUAUGGCUUGCAACCAAAUGCAAAAGGUCCCAUGGUUUUAUCAUGAAUAAAUUUAUAGAUAUAGCAAAGGUCAACAUCUAGAACGUCAAAUUCACCAUUGACCUUGACCUCAAUUUCAAGGUCAUCAAGGACCUCUAGUCAAGGAAAUAUC
Mytilus californianus (California mussel) is the source of this 3092-nucleotide messenger RNA. Its product is annotated as ornithine decarboxylase-like. The coding region runs from base 71 to 1348 and encodes 425 amino acids. Gene Ontology annotation, cellular component: cytoplasm. The record is from RefSeq and is a predicted model, not a curated record. Lineage: Eukaryota; Metazoa; Mollusca; Bivalvia; Mytilida; Mytilidae. The transcript is spliced from 11 exons. Gene Ontology annotation, molecular function: ornithine decarboxylase activity.